Phyllopteryx taeniolatus (common seadragon) is the source of this 5020-nucleotide messenger RNA. RefSeq names its product zinc finger protein 518A. Gene Ontology annotation, biological process: regulation of transcription by RNA polymerase II. Bases 929 to 4894 code for a protein of 1321 amino acids. Gene Ontology annotation, molecular function: RNA polymerase II transcription regulatory region sequence-specific DNA binding; DNA-binding transcription factor activity, RNA polymerase II-specific. NCBI's taxonomy places the organism in Eukaryota, Metazoa, Chordata, Actinopteri, Syngnathiformes, Syngnathidae. Gene Ontology annotation, cellular component: nucleus. The transcript has 4 exons. The record is from RefSeq and is a predicted model, not a curated record.
AUUAUAGCAGUGGUAAAGUGAAGCUUAGAACACUUACGUAAACAUUUGAGACAAAGAUACAUUAAGAGGGUUUUACGUCGCACCUGACAAACAAAAAAGAUUGACAAUAGUGAGCAAAUCAGCCUUCGCAAAAUCAAAAGGAAAUGGCGUACAUCCGCCAUAGCUUCUCCCACCAUAAACAGAACACACACGAGCUCAACCAUGACGUAGUAGGCCUCCUACGUAAACACCGAUAAACUUUGUUGAACGACUUGUCGAGGGGAUUUUAUCUACUUUCGCGAGAAAGUUUUAAGAGCAGUUUUUAUGAUAAAACACGUAGAUGUCAGCACUAGUUUGGUUUUUGACAAGACAUAUCCAUCCGCUUCUACUUGCGCGUCAAGCGCAUCAACGAAAGCACCCGGAUGGACUGUCAUGGCCGCCGUCGCUGUGGUUCCACAGAGAGCUGAAAAGGAAGGCGAAUGUUCCCGCUGUGUGUUUUUUCCCCGGCCUCACCGUGUUUUAGAAUGUUCGGUGUCAAUGGGACCGAGCCUGAAGUUCCAUCAAGUGAAUAAUACUCAGGCUGCUCCAACUCCUGCUCUUCAGAGAAUCUCACAUUCGCGUCCCCCUCUGCCUACUUAAGAUCGCGGGCGCAGUAGCUUUAGCAGGGACGCCCAGACUUCCUUCUCCCCAGCCACUUCAUCCAGCUCUUGCGAGGGGAUCCCGAGGCGUUCCCAGGCCAGCCGAGAGACGUAGUCUCUCUCGUGUCCUGGGUUGUCCACGGGGUCUCCUCCCGGUGGGACGUGCCCGGAACACCUCACAGGGAGGCAUCCGGGAUGCAUCCUUAACGGAAGUCCCAGCCCCCUCACCUGGCUCCUCUCGAUGCGGAGGAUCAGCGGCUCUACUCUGACAUCCUCCCGGAUGACCGAGCAUUUAAAACAAAUUCACAAUUAUGGACGAAGACCUUAAAGUACCUCACAGUUCUGCCAUCAGUGACAGCAUGUCAUCUGUAGAGGAUGUAAAAGACUCUCCACAGCUCAAAGAAAGAGAACGCCAUGGUCAAGGGAAUACAGGCAUAUCGCCUGUUAAGCAACAUGGUUCCAUCAAACGAGCCAAUUGUAAAAUUCAGCAAGGAGCUGUUUUUUCUGGAAACAUAUUGAGUUUUGGCUGCUCUGUGUGCAAGGAUGAUUCUAUGUACAGUCCUAAUGAUCUCCUUAAACAUUUUCGAGGGGCCCACAAAGGAAUCUUGCCUACUUACCCUUGUGAUCUUUGUGGAUUUGUCACAAAUGAAUUUGCAGCUCUUCAACGUCACCGGAUUGAGCACAAAAAUACUUUGGUCACAUGUGAGCUCUGCUGUGAUGGAAAUCAAUAUUCACUGCUUUUGCUUACGAGACAUUACAUCAUGUGUCACAGUCUCAAUGGUAAGUUUCACUGUGACUGGUGUGAGUUUACAACUGUGGAUGCAGGGACAUUUGUCCAACACAUUCAUCAUCAUAAUGAGAGUCCCUGGAAAUGUUCCAUGUGUCGACAUGUCAGCUUGAAUGAAGUGGAUCAUCAAAAGCAUCUAAAAGCUCACACAAUUUUGUUACCUUUCAUUUGUCAAAUCUGUGGAUAUCGUGCAACAACCAUCAAGCAGCUUAAAAGACACACAGUAGCUGCUCACAAGAAAGACAAGCAUCCAUACAACCAACAAGACCAUACAAAUGUAUGGAAGACUUUAAAACAUGGAGCUGCUCCCACAAAUUCUUCAAGUUGUCAACAUGUACUUAAAAAUAUUUCUGAGCUAGAAGAAGCACAAAAGGUAUCAAAAUUAUUUGGUGUAUAUGGUAUCUUACCAAACCAAAAUGGUCAAAUGAAAUCUGAGAUGUAUUCGGAAGAGCCCCACCCAAUUAUUGAUGGGACACCACCAAAAAAGGACUGCGCUAAUUGUAACUUUUGGACUGCGGAACAAUCCUCACGUGUAAUGUUGCUGGACAAUGACAGCUGUGGCUCACCAAACAAUCCUAAUGCACUGACAGUUCUAAUGGUCAAGAAUAAAAUAUCUCUUCCCCCAAACUGUACAACCAAAGUAAUGGGAUUUAAGAUGGUUGAUGGGAAAAAACAUCUAGUUCUCAAAGUAAUACCAGUAGUAAAGCAAAACAUGUGUCCUCAAGACAAUUUGUUAGUGGAAGAUUUGGACUCCUCUGCUACCAGUUCUGGGUUUCUCAAAAGUGAAGUCCUUGUUGACAAUGGGGAAUCAUCUGCGAAUAAGAGCUCCACAUCACAUUGCUUUGCCGUUCCACCAGGAAGUGGGUCUUGCAUACCAUCAGAAGAUAUCAUGGCAGUUAAAGUCAAGAUUGAAGAGGAAGAAACAUCUGUUUUCACUCUCGAGUCUCCUCUUCAUUGUGUUGAUUUUGGGGGAAAAGGUGGUCAUUCUGUAACCGGUUCUUCAACUGCAGAUACAAUGUAUCCAGUGACAAAUGCUGGUGAUCCAAUUGGCAACCAAAAUUCCCCAAGCCAGACAGCUUGUUCAGAAAUAAAUCUGAUUGAUAGCAAAUCAAUCUUGGACAAAUCUGAGACCGUGUCAAAAAUUGGAGCCAAGGUGUCAAAUGUUGAGGCUGACACAUUCAUUGAUUAUCCUUUAAAUGUUUCUCAGGAGGCAUUGCAGAGUAAUUUGACCUGCAAAAUUUUUUGGGAUAAUUCUGAAGCACUCAAUGAGAGGGUGAUAACUCACACCAAAGAAGGAAAGAUUAUUGAUGAGCGCAAAGAGACUUCUCUGAAUUCGACGGAAAAUCUUGACCAGCUUUCCCAAAGCACUCUAGAAAGCACAGAGAACACGGGGAUUAAAUGCGUUAACGAAUACAAACAUUGUAGGAAACAGUUGACAAAUUUGGCACCUCCAGCAGAGAUGGUCUCAUCUGCUUCAUUUGGAGAAAGUACCACAACAGCACCAAGUUCUUUAAACCAUAAAGUAUUCACUUUUCACAAUUAUUCCAAGGAAGCGAUUGGUUUUUCACCCAGAAUAUGUAAAAAAAGUGAUGGUAUGCCUGAACUUACAGCAGGCACAGAAAUUAAUAGCAGAUCAUCUAAUUUUAGUCUUACAUUAGCGGAGUCUUCAAAACCUUUAGAGGAUGGUGAAUGUGCUGAUUCAGAUGAUGAAAACCCAGAGUCAGUGCUGAAAGAUUUUAAUGUUAUAAAAAUUGAGGAGGAGUUCAUUCCAAUAUCUAAAAAUCAGUCUGAUAAAAAAAAUACUUCAUCUGCUUUGGGCAGUUUUGCGGAAAAACACUCAGAUGAAAUAAUUACGCAACAACUCCAUAAGGAGAGAACUGAAUCUUCACAUUCAAACAUUGAGUCCUCCAAACAAAUGGAGACGACUGUACAACUUCAAGUGCAAGAUGAAAAGCAGCAAGUGGUCUUGAAGACCGAGAAAACCUUUGCUAUGCCAAUGCAGGUCAAGGCCACUCCAAGUUUUAAGCUAAUUACUAAUUGUGUAAAUCCUCAAAUCAAUGUCUCGUACAUGAAUUCUGCUUUUAAAACCUUAGGCAAUCCUACUGGUGGGAGAGUCCCUUCAAAAGGUAAAAAUACAGAAACUUCAAAGGCAAGAGUUAAUGCUAAGAUGACACUUGUUUCUUCCCUUACAACUGGUGUUAGUGCUUCUCCACAGCAUUUCCUUAUCAAUAGUCCAAAAUUAAAAGGUCCUGUACUUCUUUCUAGUGCAUCACCUAAUAGUCCUAAAGACAAAGUCACUAAGACACAGUCAACUUGCUACUUGUUCCCAAGGUCCAUUCCAUUUGUUCAAGCUCCAAGCAGCUCUGGCGUCAAGUUACAAAGUGCAAAACUCCCACUGAAUUCCAGACCUGUUCUGGCCAUGCCUGUGAUCUCUGCUGACAAACCUAGCAAUUCGCAGACUGGUCGCCAAGCAUUUUUGCUACGGUACAUUUCUCCCCCCAAAUCAAGCAUACUUCUCAAUAAUCAAGAAAUAAAACCCAGCACUCAGUCUCUCCACACCAGUGAAAAACGAGGAAACAAAGUUGUAUUUAAAAUUGUCAGCCCUACAACUAGCCUGCUUAAAAGUGGCUCACGCUCCUCAAGUUGUCAACCUUUACUUUUGGCUACCUCUCCUCCAACCCAAUGUUUUCUUAUGUCUUCCAACACAACAAAUGGCAAUUCUUCCAACAACCUGAAGAAGAUCAUUACCAGGGAGAAUCAAACACAAAGCGCUGUCAGGAAAUCGACACCUCAGUUGACAGUAAAGAUAAAACCUAGUGAAGCAGAUAAGCCUCAGCUAGCCCCAAGGCCAAUUCGACCUCCAAGUCUAAGAAAACUGCGCAGGAAAGCAUUGUUUGAUGAGCUUCCAACGACCGUGCAUAAAGCUAGAAGGCUCACAAACAAAGUACAGACUGAGACGGACGCAACUGUGUUUUGGAGUCCGAUAGCAAAAGAUGUUGAAAGAACCCUGAGACUUUCCCCGUACAACUGUCUACAGCAAAUUAAAUGCCCCCGGAGAUACCAACCUGUUGUGGUGCUUAAUCAUCCGGAUGCUGAUAUUCCUGAAGUGGCCAAUAUUAUGAAGGUAAUUAAUCGACACAGAGGUGCUGUUGCUAAGGUAUCACUGUCGCAGAAAACAAUUAAAGCGCUUGCUGAGCAUGGCACCCUAAGGGGGGGGAUCUUGACUGAAGGACUACUACUGCAAAGCAUUGAGCCCAGCCCACGAGCAGUUCAGAGUUCAGUCCGAGAGCGUUACCUUCUCAAACUCAAGCUAAGGAAAAUGAGCAAGAAAAAGUAUGAAGUCGUGGAACCAUUAUCAGGCAGUAGGCCAAAGACUGUAGUAUUUGACUGUUGGUUCUGUGGUCGGAUAUUCAAUAGCCAGGAACAUUGGAUUGGCCAUGGCCAGAGGCAUCUCAUGGAGGCAACUAAAGACUGGAAUAAACUGUUAUAAAACGUUUUCAUCCCCAUUUUGUAUGGGUAAACAGUUCUAGGAGUAUAUUUUGUGACCUUUAACUCUGUUCCAUGUACUCUUUGUAAAUUCAAAAUGUUUUAUUUGGUAAAAGAUAUUUUAUUGGUG